Silurus meridionalis is the source of this 5926-nucleotide messenger RNA. RefSeq names its product bromodomain and PHD finger containing, 1 (gene brpf1). Gene Ontology annotation, cellular component: MOZ/MORF histone acetyltransferase complex. The record is from RefSeq and is a predicted model, not a curated record. Bases 578 to 4459 code for a protein of 1293 amino acids. The transcript is spliced from 18 exons. Gene Ontology annotation, molecular function: protein binding. NCBI's taxonomy places the organism in Eukaryota, Metazoa, Chordata, Actinopteri, Siluriformes, Siluridae. Gene Ontology annotation, biological process: regulation of transcription by RNA polymerase II.
CCAAACGGGUCAAAUUCAAAACCCUAAGGAAGAAUAAGUAAUUGUGUUCUGCUUUUACACAAGCUACUCGUUUAUCUUUGUUUUUAAAACGUUAUCUUUCUUCAAAAAUAAUCAAAACAUUAUUUCUAUCACUCAAUAGGCAGAUUUCUAUUAAGUCGUCAGAGGCCAUCGUGUUGUAAUGGCGAAUGUGCCAACACGCGCUCAUGGCACCCUUUUGUUCGCCAUAAACCAGUUCCUGGAUUAUUCUCUUUUCAGUUAAAAUACGCGUCUUUCUUUUCUUUUAAUCCUGUUUUAUUCAAAACCGCUUUUUGCGAUCCCUCUUUGGCUGGAGCCCCAGUUUUACACGGAAGCGAGUUGAAUGUAAAUUUCUUUGUGAUCAGUCUGGGUGUCGGAAGUGGCGACUGGAGCUCAGUGACAAGCGUCUGGAGUAGAUCGCCAAAACUUCUGCCUGCUUUUUCCACUAGAUUUCGGAGUGUGGUGGUCGAGUGUUAGUGGUGUCAGACACCGAUGUCAGCAUCCCAUCCGUGUGGUGUUCAGUGAUCAAGAUGUAAGCUGAAAUAGAGCAACGCCGAACAGCAUGGGGCUGGACUUUGAUGUGAAAACGUUCUGCCACAACUUACGCGCCACCAAGCCGCCGUACGAAUGCCCGGUCGAGACGUGCCGCAAGGUCUACAAGAGCUACAGCGGCAUAGAGUACCACCUGUACCACUAUGACCAUGACAACCCACCUUCUGCUCAAGGAACGCCGCAGAAGAAGCGCAAGGGCCGCCCAGCUCGUUCCUCACUCCCCGCUUCGGGAGACGGCUCUGAACUCGGUAGCGCCCUCGCCAUGCCUGGGCACGGCGGAAUGCCGGGGAGCCCAGCAGAUAACUCCGACCACUCGCAUUCCCCUGGGAGGGACACGAUGACCUACGCUCAGGCUCAGCGCAUGGUGGAGUUGGAGAUCCAUGGCAAAGUGCACCGCCUAAGCAUCUUUGAGGACCUUGACGUAGUGUCUGAGGAGGACAGUGAGGCUGAUGACGGAGUUGGCGGGUCCACAACAUGCAAUGGUGAGAACGGGAUCAGUGAAGGCGGGACUAAUGGAAAGGACAGACCCGACACCAUUGGAGCAGCAAACGGGGGUAAAGGAGCAGGGGCAACACCCAAAGCGGGCAAACACAAGAGCAAAGAAAAGAAGAAGGACAGCAUGCAUCAUCAUGGAAAUCCACCAGGGCCAGCGGUCAAGCUGCCCGAGGCUGUGUUUCGAGAGCUGGAUCAAGACAGGCCCGAUGCACCAGAUAGACCGACAUCUUAUUACAGGUUGUCAAUUCACGUGGUGGCUUCCUCUCACAGGUAUAUAGAUAAAUCUGUAGAGGAGCUGGACGAGGAGGUGGAGUAUGACAUCGAUGAGGAAGACUACAUCUGGCUGGACAUUAUGAACGACAAACGGCGUAGUGACGGAGUGACGCCGAUCCCUCAGGAGGUCUUCGAAUACCUGAUGGAUCGGUUAGAAAAGGAGUCCUACUUUGAAAGCCACAACAAGGUCUGGGAGGGCGAGCCGAACGCACUGAUCGACGAGGACGCCGUGUGCUGCAUUUGCAAUGACGGCGAGUGCCAGAACAGCAACGUCAUCCUGUUCUGCGACAUGUGUAACCUGGCUGUGCACCAGGAGUGCUACGGUGUGCCUUACAUUCCAGAGGGUCAGUGGCUUUGCCGCCGCUGUCUGCAGUCGCCGUCUCGCGCUGUCGACUGCGCUCUAUGCCCUAACAAGGGCGGAGCCUUCAAGCAGACCGACGAUGCUCGCUGGGCACACGUUGUGUGCGCGCUGUGGAUACCCGAGGUGUGCUUUGCAAACACAGUCUUCCUGGAGCCGAUCGACAGCAUCGAGCACAUCCCGGCGGCGCGCUGGAAGCUGACGUGCUACAUAUGUAAGCAGCGUGGGGCUGGCGCGUGUAUCCAGUGUCACAAGGCUAACUGUUACACCGCUUUCCACGUGACGUGCGCGCAGCAAGCCGGGCUCUACAUGAAGAUGGAGCCUGUGCGCGAGACCGGUGCCAACGGUACCUCGUUCAGCGUACGCAAGACGGCUUACUGUGACGUUCACACCCCGCCGGGCACGGCCCGCCCACUAGGGGGCGGAACCGGGAGUGGCUCCUCUCUCAGCGAGGCGGAGGACGAAGACGAAGAGGACGGUGGUGGAGUCGGAGAGGAGCGGGCUAAAAGGGCAAAGGCCAAAUCCAGGCGGAAGCUAAAGAGGGCCAGGAAGAUCCUUGCAGAGAAGAGGGCGGCUGCACCUGUGGUGUCUGUGCCCUGCAUUCCCCCACACAGGCUGAGCAAGAUCACGUCUAAUCUGACCGUACCCAGGAAGAGUCAGUUCAUGCAGAGGCUGCACGCCUACUGGACCUUAAAGAGACAGAGUCGCAACGGCGUCCCUCUGCUGCGCCGUCUUCAGACACACCUGCAGUCCCAACGCAAUGUUGAGCCUGUUCCUUCAAUAACUACGGAUGGUGAGGAGAAGCACACCGCGCUGAAGGAACAACUAAAAGCAUGGCAGAGACUCAGACACGACCUAGAGAGGGCCAGACUGCUGGUGGAGCUCAUCCGCAAGAGAGAGAAACUCAAGAGGGAAGCGCUCAAGGUUCAGCAGUUGGCCCUGGAAAUGCAGCUGACGCCGUUCCUGGCCUUGUUGAGGAGUACGCUGGAACAACUGCAGGAGCGAGACACCAACAGUUUCUUUACCGAGCCCGUGCCGCUGAACGAGGUUCCCGACUACCUGGACCACAUUGAGCGGCCCAUGGAUUUCCAGACCAUGUGGACGUGUCUGGAGUCUCAUCGCUACCUUAGCUUUGAUACCUUCGAGGGGGACUUUUUGCUCAUCGUCAACAACUGUCUCAAAUACAACGCCAAGGACACGGUGUUCUACCGGGCAGCAUUGAGGCUGCGGGAGACGGGCAACGGGAUCCUGCGACACUCCCGGAGACAGGCAGAGCGAAUCGGCUACGAUUUCGACACGGGCAUGCAUCUGCCACGAGAGCCCAGUCCCGAGUCCCCCCCUGAGCGAGACAGGGAGAGGGAGAGGGAGCGAGAAAGAGAAAGAGAAAGGCAGCGGGAGAAGGAGAGAGAGCGAGAGCAGGAAAGAGAAAGAGAGGGCUCCCCUUCUGUUAAUGAAGACGACCUGCGGCGUUUGCCGCUGGACGAGCAGUUACGGGUCUUGCAAGCACGUUUCGAGGAUGUCAGUUCGGGGAAGCACAGCAUCGGGCGCUCUCGUCGGGCCAAAGCUCUGAGGAAGGAGAUGACGGUCAUUAAGCGCAAGCUGGCGCAUCAGCGCGACGGCGGGUCCAUCGGGGGCAACCGAGAAUCAGGAGCUUCCGGAGACUGUGGCUCUAACCUCACACACCAUACGUCAGGAGCCACGUGUCAUGACGAGGGAGGGGAGAGCAGCAGCCAGGAGAUUAGUGGAAAAGACAUUACUGCCACUGCUUCUACACUCGCGUCUGAAGUGGGCCGCCGCACCUCCAUCCUGUUUUCCAAAAAGAACCCGAAGGCAACAGGGCCACCGAAGCGCCCGGGCCGCCCCCCUAAAAGACGUGACGCAAUACACAACUCUGGAGCAAUGAACUCCAGUCCCAUAGGACCUCCAGAGCUCCCACUGAUGACUACAGCUCGGCAGCGCAAGAGACCGCGAAGCCCUCGCUCCAGUUCCAGCUCUGAGAGUGAGAGUGACAAUGAUCACGUGGGUCUUGGUCUACCUAGUAAUGGUUUUGAUGGUGGCAGUAAGCCUGUAACUGAGAGUUUCCUGGUAUACAGGAACGAGUCCCGUUAUCCCCGUUCCAGCUCUGACUCGGAGUCUACAACCAGCAGCAGCAGCAGUGCUGCCUCGGACAGAACAAGCACCACUCCUUCGAAGCAGGGUCGUGGGAAGACUUCAUUCUCACGCUCGACAUUUCCAGACGAUAGCAGCGAGGAAACCUCUGGAACUGAGAAUGACUCCUAUUCAGUGGGAGGAGCCAGAGGAGUUUCACACUUAGUUAGAGGCCGGAGUAGGUCAGGCUGCUGGAUGGGUUCAACUGACUACACGGCUCUAGAUGCCCUCGAUCUCGUAUGGGCCAAGUGUAGAGGAUACCCCUCUUAUCCUGCUCUGAUCAUUGAUCCCAAAAUGCCACGGGAGGGCAUGUUCCAUAGAGGCGUCCCGAUUCCUGUUCCCCCACUAGAGGUGCUCAAGCUGGGGGAGCAGAUGACACAGGAAGCCCGGGAGCAUCUGUUUCUAGUGCUCUUCUUUGACAACAAGAGGACAUGGCAGUGGUUGCCGCGCUCGAAGCUCGUACCUUUGGGUGUGGAUGAAGAGCUGGAUAAGGAGAAGAUGCUGGAAGGCAGGAAAUCCAACAUCAGGAAGUCUGUACAGGUGGCCUAUCAUCGCGCCAUGCAGCACCGAAACAAAGUGCAGGGUGUUCCCAGCAGCGACACGAGCGAUAGUGACUGAAACACACACUUCCACACACACACACACACACACACACACACGUGCACACACACACACAAGCACAUGAGUAUAAAGGUGAGAAAGCAUGCAUGAACACCUAAAACACAUAACUACACGGACUUGACACAGGCACGCAAAGAUGGCAUGUGUAACUAGAUUCAUAUUGUGGAUGUCACACACACAAAUUCCAACACAGUAAUCCAUCUCUUCGGUGCUAAAAAACUACAGGCAUGGCGUUCGGUGUGUAUCGUGUUUCGUCUCUAGUCUCUGUGUUUUUUAAAUAUCGAAACCGGUAGAUUUUUGUAGAGUCCUUUCUUUUAUCCAUGCCAGAACAGAAACACACUCCAAACUCACACACUUUAUCUCACACUACACCGUUCAGACAAAGGGUGGUGAAAACGUCUGUAGUUUUUGUAACGAUGGAAAGAAGUUCUCAACACGCUCUCGGACGUGCGCGUUUGCAUCACCGCGCCCCGACCCGACGCAGCUUUUCUUUUAAACCGCACACUGCGGUGUGAGUGUCUGUGAAUCAAGCUGAAGAGCAGAGUUCACACCAAAAGGUUCUUCGAGCGUAACCCGGCCAAUACAGAUAAACACGAGAUAGAUGUGGGAAGUACGUCUGGGAAUCCCAAACAGGACACGAGAUGUGCGCAUGUAAAAAAAACCUUUAUGUCCACAUAUUAUUAUGCAGGCUUGUGUUGCAGACUGUCAGCUACAAAUAUUGUCUGCAGCAGUAUGAGUGCGGAGGUCCUAGAAGGCCACGCGUUACAAUUGUUCUUGCUUGGUUUUUAUUUUCUCAUGACCUUGACGUGACAAACGUCGUUCCCUCAUGAUCAGUACUUCAUUUUUCCGAGCAUUCGGAUGCAAGAAAGCGACUUUGGUUAUGUCAAGAUCACGAGAAAAUGUCGUGAUAACGAGAAAACAACUUUUUUUGUUGAGAUCACGAGAAAACAAGAAAGGAAAAUAUUUGAGGGCAUGGCCUCUUAGAACUUCCGUAGUACGAGUGUGUAAGAGAGAAAGAUAGAGGAAGUGUGAGAGAGUUGUGUGUGUGUGUGUGGUGUGUGUGGCUAAAAAAAAAUCAAUAUGUCAAUCAAUGCACAAUGUGCUGUCCUCACUUUUGAACAGAGGAUGCAGCUAAUUCCAGAGUGAAGAAUUAUCUUUUAUUUAUUUGAUCACACAAGCAGCAACACCGUCCCCAUCGUGUGUCCCCCUCCCUCGUUCUUAAAGGCACUCACACACACUACAACACAAAUACACUCACACAUGUCUUGUGUCUCAGUGUACCUGUUGUACCAGUGUCUAUUCUGUUUUGUACUAUUCUUGUGCUAGGUAUUGUGUAUUAAAAAGGUCUAAACAGUGUGCUGUCUUUUCCGGUUACAUGCCAACCCUGUCACUGUAGAACUUUUUUUAUAUAUGAAAGAAAAAAUGUACAAUAGAAUUUAAUAAAAAAAAAUUUAGAGUUUUGUA